Messenger RNA from Aquila chrysaetos chrysaetos, 1933 nucleotides. RefSeq names its product GDP-D-glucose phosphorylase 1 (gene GDPGP1). Bases 60 to 1190 code for a protein of 376 amino acids. Gene Ontology annotation, biological process: glucose metabolic process. The transcript has a single exon. The record is from RefSeq and is a predicted model, not a curated record. Gene Ontology annotation, molecular function: GDP-D-glucose phosphorylase activity. Lineage: Eukaryota; Metazoa; Chordata; Aves; Accipitriformes; Accipitridae. Gene Ontology annotation, cellular component: cytoplasm.
CGCCCCGGGGCGGUGACUGACAGCAGCGCGGCGAAGCCCGGGAGCGACCGGCUCCCGGCAUGGCAGCGGCGAGCGAGGCGCCGGGCGACCCCAGCCCCCAGGACUUCGUCUACGGGGAGGAGGACUUUGUCCUGCAGGGAGCCGGCUGGGGCGGGGAGCCGGGCUCCGCGCCCUCCCGCUUCGACCGGGCGCUGCUGGAGGGCUGGAGCGACAGGAUGGAGCGGGGCUUGUUCCGGUACCGGCUGGGGCCGCUGCCCACCCGCGUCCUGCCCGGCCCCAUGAGCCUGGUGGCCCAGCUCAACGUCCAGCGCGGCACCGAGCGCCGCCCGCCGCAGGCCGUCCUCAGCCUCCGGCAGCCCUUCGACCCCCGGGCCUUCAACUUCACACGGAUGCGGCCCGGCGAGGUGCUGCUCCGCCUGCGCAGGGCGGCGGACGAAGGAGAAGGAGGAGGGGGAGGGGAUGGGGGUGCCGUGGCCCCCGACCACCUCCUGGUGGCCAUCAACGUCAGCCCGCUGGAGCGGGGCCACGUCCUGCUGCUGCCGGAGCCGGGCCGGGGGCUGCCGCAGGCCCUCACCGCCCCGCUGCUCCGCGGGGGGCUGGAGGCGGCGCUGCUCAGCGCCCACCCGGGCUUCCGCCUGGGCUUCAACGGGCUGGGGGCCUGCGCCUCCCUCAACCACCUCCACCUGCACGCCUUCUACCUGGGCCGGCCGCUGCUGGUGGAGUCGGCGCCCGCCCAGCCCCUCUGCCCGGCCCGCGGCCUCAGCCUGCUGCGGGACGUCCCGGCGCCCGCCUUCCUCUUCUACGCCGCCGGCCCCGCCGGCCUGGAGGCGCUGGCGCGGGACGUCUGCCGGGCGGCGGAGCACCUGACAGACACCGGCCUGGCCUACAACGUCUUCGUCACCCGCGGCGACCCGCCGGAGGGGGCGGGGGCGGGGGCCGGGGCCGGGGCCGGGGCCAGGCGGGGGCUGCGGGUGCUGCUGUGGGCGCGCAGGCCCAGCUUCGGCGCCAAGGCGGGCGCGGCCUUCAACGUGGCGCUCUGCGAGCUGGCGGGGUACCUGCCGCUGCCGGCGGCGCCGCUCUUCCGGGACAUCACCGAGGCCGAGGCCCUGCGCGCCAUCCGCGAGCACCUCCUGCCGGAGCCGCAGCUGCUGCGUCUCGGCGAGGACCUGGCGCGGCUCCUGGCGGGCUGACCGGGGCCGGGGCCGCCCCCCGCACCGGCACCGGCGCGCCUGCCUCCGCGCCGUCCGCCAGGAGGCGCUGCGCGGCGGCGGGCCCGGCGGAGGCGCGCGAGGCCGCUCUGGCUGGCGGCGGCGGCGGCGCUAUGGCCGGUGAGGAGGGGGCGGUGGGGGGGCCCCGCGCGGGCCCCGCCCCCGCGCGGGCCCCGCCCGGCGAGUGCGGCCCCGUCGCCAUGGGAACGGGGCGACCCUGGCAGCCGGUGCGAUGGAGGCGGGCGGCGGCGGCGGCGGGAGGCCGGCCCCGGGAUCCUCCCCGGGCCUGCCCGCUGCCGCCAGCGGCCCCCCCGGUCCCGAGCCGCGGAAGAGGCGGAGGAAGCGCAGGCGAGUGCGGCGGCAGGGAGGCGGCCCCACCCCCCCUCGGCAGGGCCCGCCCGCGCGCUCCCGGGCCGUUGUCCCCGUGUUCCGCCGGGACCUCGGGGAGCCUGUCCGCCCGUCUGUCCGCCCCUCUGCCGUUAGCGUGGGGCGGUGCCGCCGCCGGGCCCCGCCUGUUCCCCCCCGCCGUACAGACCGGCGGACUCGCGUUCGUUCCCGGGCGCGGUGGCAGAGCCCGGCGGGACGCGGCCCCGGGGCUGCGGGAGCGAGGGCCUGGCCCUGCCCGAUGCCGAGGGGCAAUGCUGAACUGGGCCCUCUGGUCCUCGGCCCCAGAGAGGCUUUCUGGGGACCUUCUGAAUCGGAAAAUAAACGCUCUUUCCCCUAAA